Hipposideros armiger (great roundleaf bat) is the source of this 1546-nucleotide messenger RNA. It is a transcript of the gene RNASEH2B, whose product is annotated as ribonuclease H2 subunit B. Lineage: Eukaryota; Metazoa; Chordata; Mammalia; Chiroptera; Hipposideridae. Gene Ontology annotation, biological process: RNA catabolic process. The record is from RefSeq and is a predicted model, not a curated record. Gene Ontology annotation, cellular component: ribonuclease H2 complex; nucleoplasm.
AACUACCACUGGCGGAGAAGCGGAGGGGAGAGGCCGGGGUUAGGCGCCAGUAUUUGGGUUGCCUCCACCUGGCGCUAAAUUUAAAAAGUUAACAGGAGCAGCCGGUUGGCUCCGGAAACGAAACCAAAGUGGUCCCGCGGGCCGCCUGCUGCGCCCCGCCAGGCCCUCGGCGCGCCGCGCCACCCGGAAUAGACCCUUCUCCCGCCAUUUCCCGCCAGGCUCCAGCCAGGCCCCGCGCUCCGAGGGCUGAGACCGGCGGCUGCCGGGCCCUCAGGCGCCGCGUUUGGGCCCCAGGAGAAGGCGGGCGGCAUGGCGGGCCGCGUGGACCGCAGGGAUGGCGCUGGCGCCCGGCAACUCGUGUUUCUGCUUCCAGAAUAUUUAAAAGAUGCUUCGAAGAAGAUGAAAAGUGGGCUUAUGUUUGUACAAUUGGUCAACCCAUGUUUAGGGAAAGGAGUCCUUUACUUGUUCAAUAUGUGUCCACAGCAGCUGUUUGAAAUAAAAGUUUUCAAGGAAAAACACCAUUCUUGGUUUAUAAAUCAAUCAGUUCAAUCAGGAGGUCUUCUUCACAUGGCCACACCCAUGGACCCUCUAUUUCUGCUUCUGUACUACCUUAAAAAGGCCGAUAAGGAGGGAAAGUUUCAGCCUCUAGAUCAAGUUGUGGUGGAUGACAUGUUCCCAGAUUGCAUCUUGUUGCUGAAACUCCCCGAACUUGAAAAGUUACUUCAACACGUGACAGAGGAAAAAGAAAUAGGCAAAAAGAAAUAUUACAAGUACAGCAAAGAGAAGACAUUAAAGUGGCUGGAAAAAAAGGUAAAUCAGACUGUGGAAGCAUUAAAAACCAAUCACAUAAAUGUUGGUGCCCGGGUACAGUCAAGUGCAUAUUUCUCCGGUCACCAGGUUUCCAGUGACAAGGAAGAGGAUUAUAUUCGUUAUGCCCAUGGUCUGAUAUCUGAUUACAUUCCUAAAGAAUUAAGUGAUGACUUAUCUAAACAUUUAAAGCUUCCAGAACCUUCAGCUUCAUCGCCAAAGCCUCCAUCAAAGAAAGUAAAGUUAUCAGAUGAGCCCAUAGAAGCAAAAGAAGAUUACACUAAGUUUAAUACCAAAGAUUUGAAGACUGAAAAGAAAAAUAGCAAAAUGACUGCAGCUCAGAAGUCUUUGGCUAAAGUUGACAAGAGUGGAAUGAAAAGUAUUGAGUUUUUUUUUGGUGUAAAAACUAAAAAAUGGAAAAAAUUGAAACUGAAAAUGAAAUCUAGCAAAAAUAUUUUCCUUUCACAUGUUCCAUUUUUGGUCUUCCUCCAUGUCACUGUACUUCCUGACCCUUAAUCACCACCUUUUGAAAUAAAAAAAAAAAAGAAGCAGUUUUCAGAUUCAUUUGAACAUUUCUUUGUAUUUGAUUUUUUGUUCCUAAACAAAAUAUGGGAAAGUAAUUGUGUAACUAAAUGACUUGUGGACUUUGGAGUCUUCUUUGACACAAUGAAAAGUAAUCAAGUGAAUAGAAUUAACCUCUAGCACCACAAUUUCCUCAAUAAACAGACAUAUGACAAUA